Molecule: messenger RNA, 3234 nt
Organism: Cuscuta campestris
Lineage: Eukaryota; Viridiplantae; Streptophyta; Magnoliopsida; Solanales; Convolvulaceae
Source: the annotation of a GenBank genome assembly
GCCAACUGCAAUAAACUUCUUUCUCUUCUACGAGUAGUAUUUCAGAAGGCAUUCUCAGUCCCUCCUGCUCCUUUUCUCCAGCAUAAUCUGAAAGACGUUGAAAUGCGAACUCGGUUCCCCUGUACAGAUUACUCCAUCUCCAAUGCGUUUCAGGCCACAGAUUUCCUCCGCCUCCCCCUUCCCCAUCUCCCGCCUAUUAUUUCAUCCGGAUUCAAAGGCCUUCCUCGUUUCGAUCAGCUGUCAAUCCUCGGAAUCGACAUAGGAAUCAAUCAAUUACCGAUCGAAAAAGCUCUGUCUAAGCUCCUCUCCGAAUGCUUGCCUAACUUUAUUGAUGUUGAUUUUGAUGUUCUUCAUUCAGACAAACCAGCUCGCUCGAGAGAGGUGGACUCUAGAGAGCUCACAAGUUCGAAUUCCAACCAAAAUGAGCAAGAAGGCAUUGUUCCAGUUGAUGUCAAGCAAGAUGCCAAGUUUGACAUUCUCCAGUUUGAAAUUCCAGAGCUCGAUUCAGUCCUGCUUCCAGUGGAGGACACACCCAUUCUUCCUGACAUUUCCUUUGUUGAAAAGAAGGAAAUACCCAGUACUGAAACCACACUGCAGUAUCCCCUUGAUAUUCCACAAUCACUUUAUGCAGUAGAUGAAAUCCACUUGCCUGCUUUUGAGGAGAAAAAGGUUAAUUAUCUGGAAGACAGUGGCUUUAUUCAGGGGCAAUAUAUUUCUCAUACUACCCAGUUUCCUCUCCUUGAAGUGGAUGAUGCCGGUUUGGGUAUUGUGAGUGGUAUGCCCAUAAAAAAUGAAUUUCAAAUAUUCAAAAGUAUUGAAAUUCACUCAAUUGGAGGUGAUGGAUUGAGUGACUCAGAAGCUUUAGUGGGUAGUACAGGAGUUGACUUAUUAGUAUGUGAUUCAAAUCACUGUUUGGUGGCAAAACAUAUUGAGGUCAAGAUACCUCUUUCGACUGACUCCCUUGAAACAAAUAUUCUAAGUGUCAUAGAACAAAGAGAGAACUCACACAACUGUUCAAGUUGUCUGAGAAGUUCAAUAAUAUUUGAGGAGCCACAGUUCUUUGACUUGGGUCCUCAUUUCUGUGAAGCCCUAUCCGAUGCAAAAUUGCAGAUGGAAGAAGAAAUUCCUGAAGAAGCUAUGAUUGUUAGGAGCUUUUAUGAGCUCAUAGUUCGUGAGGAGCUCGCUAUGACAGAUAGUUUUUUCAAAUCAUUGCCGGUGCCGGUAUGCCUGGACCAUGAAAGAUCAAGGUCACUACAUUCAUAUGUGGAGGAGAUCCUAGUUGGAUUAGAUUCAAAACAAUUGUUUGCAUCUGAUGGUUUAUAUUUGGAUUGGCAUAUUCUGGAAGAAGUGAAUAGCUGCUGUAAUGAAGAUUCUUUGUUUUCAAAACUUUUGGGGGAUGCUUACACCAUUGAUACAGCUUUGGAAUCGGGUGAUAGUGAGAUGCUAUUAUAUAGAUUUAUUUUUUCUGGUGAUUCUCCUAAGGCGUCAAAGAAAGACGCGAGUGAAGAAACACUCCACAUAUCUUUUAAUGACACUCUGGAAAAUCAUCUGCCUUUCGGUGAAAAUUCUUCAAGUACGUUGCAGGUUGAUAGUAAUAAAGGGGCAUCAACUGAUGGGGAAUCAUCCAACUCUGUUUCCAAAAAGAAAUCUUCACUUGCUGUUCCCUUCUCCCCCUUCAAUGAUCUGAAUCUUCUUUUAAAUCAAGAAGCCUUCUCAAGCGGGAAAGAACAUAAACUAACUGAUCAACUAUCUGAUUUUCAUAUUGUGGAUGAUAAUAACGCAGAGUCCCAGAAAAAAGAUCAGCAUUAUCUUUCUUCCCUCAGUGAAAGUGAUAAGCUGGAAAAACAAUGGAGAUGUAUGCCAGUGGAAAAGAAACAUGAUUCUGGAUAUAUAGAAACAUUUGGAGGAGAUGAAGUUUGCUCUAUGCUGCUGCCUAAAUGUGAGCCAUUUGACAGAUCGGAGAAACGUCACACAAGUGACUGCUCUCUCACUGAAGCCAUCAUUGUUGUGAACACACAAGACUUUGACAAACAAAUGAUAAUAUCACGGAUAAAAACAUACCAAAAUAUUCUUUCACUGGAGAAGAAAGGAGCACAAGUAAUAGAGCGUGACUUGCACCAUCCAGUUGAUGUCAUUAUCAGUGCCUCUAUUUGCAUUGCAUGGUAUAACUGCAGUAAUAUUGCAAAGAAAGCUACUGCAUCAGAUGAGGCCUUUUCAUGCUUGCCACUAUGUCUGGAAAAUAUUGCUACAAGUAUUUUGACUUCGCUAAGCUAUGCUUUUGAUGGCUUCAUUCUGGUCUUUGAGGGAGAGAGCAGUUUCCUGGAUGGGAUAAUAGAGUUAUCAGAUCAGCUAUAUGCCGCUGCACCUAGCCUGGGAAUUGAUAUGCAAAUCUUCUGCUCAUAUUCUCCCGAGAUGACUGAAAAAAUCAUAAUAUCAUGCAUUGAAGCAGAAUCAACGAAAAAUAGAGGCAUGCUUCCUAAAAUGCCCGAGUCGGAGACAUUAGCUGAGUCUUUUCUAACUAUGUUUCCUUCAAUCAAUCCACUUUCAGCUCAAGCAAUAGUUUCUUCUGUGAGUAUGCUUCUUGAGUUUCUGGAGUGGUCACAUGAGUGCAGAGUUCAUGCAGUUCAAAAGUAUGGGGUUUCUUAUGAUAGCAUUUGGUUAUUAAGUGCUUUGAGUAGAUACGGGGAGCGCGAGGAGUCUAAAUCAGGAAUGACAGAUUGCUCUUCGGUAUCUUCUGUUCUUGGCUCAGAGUCUCUUAAUUUUGGAAAUGACUCUGCAAGGAGAAAAAGGAAGUAUGCAGGGUAUCUACAUGAUCUUGAAGACAGUUACCCAUGCGCAUCUGAUCCAUACCUAUCACGGAUUCCAGAAAAGACAACCUCAUUUAAUGGGUCUGGGAUGCGCAGUUUAUCUUUUGAUAACUUUUUUGGUCAGCCCCUUGGAUUAGAGACCAAUAUGAUAAUGAAUCAUCAGAAUUCAUCUCAAUCCUAUGACUUUCUGACUGCAAGAGAUGCUGAGAUGGGAGAUCAAAUGAAUAAAACUGAUCUUACUUCCAGUGGUGUAUGUUUCCCGACAAGACAACCCCUUGCUAGGUCCAUUAUUAACAAAUUUGAUGGACAAGGACUUGAGACCACGGGUCCCUAGAACUGCAAAAAGACUCUAUUUUGAUACAAACAACCUUCCCAGUUUUCCUACUGAUGUGGAUAUUGAUUCGUCCUCUUAUGAUUGGACUUCUAU